Mesocestoides corti is the source of this 1638-nucleotide messenger RNA. The record is from the annotation of a GenBank genome assembly. Lineage: Eukaryota; Metazoa; Platyhelminthes; Cestoda; Cyclophyllidea; Mesocestoididae.
AUGUCUAAGCGAAAAACUGCUCGAGCCUUAAGCAGCGGUGAUGUAUUGGCAUAUUCAGUUGCUGCAGCGAUGUCUAGACAGAAUGCUGAUGACCAACCAAUCCAUGAAGCAAAGGAUUCUCUGUUAAGCGUCGAAAGUGGUUUCACAAAUUUUCGUGGACUCAUCAAUUGGGGUCUGAUCAUGCUGCUCAUUUUUGGAGGCAAAAUGGCACUUAACAACCUGCUAACCAACGGUAUUAUCAUGGACCCCUUCAUUUGGCGCUACAUUAUUCAGGGCGAACACGCACAACCGUCAGGUCUUCUGUUUAUUGCAUGUUCCAAUGUCUUCAUUUUGGUUGGAUUUGGAUUAGAGUUGCUCUUCCAGAAGAUGACCUUGCCGAACUACGUGAUGUUGUUCCUUAUCAGCCUCAACUUGACUGGUUUGGUUGUUUUUCCUUCGGUUGUGAUCCUUUCCCAUGACUGGAGCCCCUUUUUCUCGUCGCCCUGCAUCAUGAUGUACAUCGUGAUCUUCCUCAAGAUGUGGUCCUACGCCCAGGUGAACUGGUGGUGCCGGUCGGCACUCAGACGACGCGUGGCCGGCCACACGACGGCCGUGAAGGACCUUCUCAAACAAAAUCACUCCGUGCUCAAGCGGAAACAGCAAAGCGAAGCAGCCGGCAAGACAGGUGAGUCGACAAAUUGUGGUGACAGCGUACUCUUCCAACUCUCUCUCUCUCUCUCUCUGGUUGUACUGAUUCGUGCUCAUAGCACUGCCAAGGCGCCGGUCGGACUUCAGCAGGCAGUCGCCGCCAAGUCUGAAUCAGACGGUAAUCAGUCGGGUAAUGAUGAGAAGGAUGGACCUCGACCAACCGAGGACUCGUUCAACUCGUACGAGGCAACCGGCACGAAGAUCUACAUCUCGCUUACCAAGUACCCCGAUAACUUAACCCUCGGCGACCUCUACUACUUCAUGUUCGCGCCGACGCUUUGCUACGAGCUCAACUUCCCACGCACCCUCUCCAUUCGCAAACGCUUCCUCCUCAAACGUCUCCUUGAACUACUCUGCUUUACCCAGGUGAUUAUCAUGCUGGUUCAACAGUGGAUGGUUCCAGGAUUGAAGAGCUCCGUGACACCAUUCAUUCGUUCAAGAUGGCUCUACAGCUUGGAACGGCUGCUGAACAUCGCCAUCCCAAAUCACAUCAUCUGGCUCAUUGGCUUCUACGCCUUGUUCCACUCGUUUCUGAAUGUUCUGGCGGAAAUUAUGAUGUUCGCUGAUCGAUGCUUCUACGAGGACUGGUGGAACGCAUCAUCGGUGUCGGCAUUUUGGUCUUCCUGGAACAUCCCUGUUCACCGCUGGUGUAGAAGACACGUUUACAAGCCGAUUUUAACUAGAGGCUACACGAGGUUCACGGCCUCGUGUGUGGUCUUCUUCAUAAGCGCAUUCUUCCACGAGUUGGCGGUUUCGGUGCCGCUGAAGAUGCCACGUCUGUGGGCCUUCCUUGCAAUGCUAAGCCAACAGCCCUACGCACUCCUCGUCCACUACUACUGUCCUAACGGCGGCAAACUCGGAAACAUGGCCAUGUGGCUCACUCUUAUUGUCGGCCAACCGCUGGCUAUCUACAUGUACUUCCACGACUACUACGUCAUGCUCUACCACUGA